This is a messenger RNA of Carya illinoinensis, 781 nucleotides long. Its product is annotated as peptidyl-prolyl cis-trans isomerase 1. The coding region runs from base 55 to 576 and encodes 173 amino acids. The transcript has a single exon. The record is from RefSeq and is a predicted model, not a curated record. Gene Ontology annotation, biological process: protein folding; protein peptidyl-prolyl isomerization. NCBI's taxonomy places the organism in Eukaryota, Viridiplantae, Streptophyta, Magnoliopsida, Fagales, Juglandaceae. Gene Ontology annotation, cellular component: cytosol; plasma membrane. Gene Ontology annotation, molecular function: peptidyl-prolyl cis-trans isomerase activity.
CUCAAAGUGUCCAGAAAACCCAAACUGAAACUCAAAUCUUUUGCAUCAGCAUCAAUGGCUUCUUCCAAUCCAAAGGUUUUCUUUGACAUGACAAUCGGCGGCCAAUCCGUCGGCCGGAUCGUUAUGGAGCUUUACGCGGACACCACUCCUAUAACGGCUGAGAACUUCAGGGCACUCUGCACCGGCGAGAAGGGCACUGGUCGCUCUGGUAAGCCCCUACACUACAAGGGUUCGGCCUUCCACCGGGUGAUCCCGGGAUUUAUGUGCCAGGGUGGUGACUUCACCGCCGGGAACGGUACAGGCGGAGAGUCCAUUUACGGGGCGAAGUUCGCAGACGAGAACUUCAACAGGAAGCACACCGGCCCCGGCGUCCUGUCCAUGGCCAAUGCGGGUCCCGGCACCAACGGAUCACAGUUCUUCGUAUGCACUGAGAAGACGGAGUGGCUGGACGGGAAGCACGUGGUGUUCGGGCAGGUGGUUGAGGGGAUGGACGUGGUGAGGGCAAUAGAGAAGGUAGGAUCGAGCUCCGGAAAGACCUCAAAGCCCGUGGUCAUUGCUGACUGUGGUCAACUCUAGAUCUGAUGUCUACUAUAAAUCCAGUAAUAAUCUAAUGUUUUGUUUGUAGUUCAUCUAUGGGGAUGGUGUCGUUUAACUUGUUGUAGUGUCGUUGAAUUCCAUGGUGUCAUGUUCAUGGUUAUGGUUUUGGUGGGUUUUUAUGAUCCAUUCCAGACUUCUUAUAUUUUAUUUUGUGAUAAAAUAAAUAUUAGUAUGAAUUAGACAA